AUGAAAUUAAUAGUUGAUCCAUUAGAGAGACUGAAUUCGAGAUCAUCAUCAUCAUCAUCAUCAUCAUCAUCAUCAUCAUCAUCAUCAUCAUCAUCAUCAUCAUCAUCAUCAUCAUCAUCAUCAUCAUCAUCAUCAUUAUGGCCACUGAGUUCAUCAAUAGCUAUCACUCAACAGUGUAUUCAGUCGAUGGAUAUUUCAAUAUCAAACUAA
This is a messenger RNA of Schistosoma bovis, 210 nucleotides long. NCBI's taxonomy places the organism in Eukaryota, Metazoa, Platyhelminthes, Trematoda, Strigeidida, Schistosomatidae. The record is from the annotation of a GenBank genome assembly.